AUGAGUGUUCAGCUACAAGCAACACCUUCUGAAGGAAUACUUGGACAAACUAGUUUACAGUUAAGAUUUUCUUAUACAACUGCAACCGGAGAACUUGUUACAGGUGUAAACAUUCAGGCUAAAAUGAAUGGACAGUUUAAAACGCUAGCAUUAUUUUAUACCCCGUUGGUUCAAUCAAAUGCAACUUUAACAACUGAUGGCAAUUAUUUAACCGACAGAGUGACACUUAUCAACCCAACAACUACAACAAGUUCAGAUUCUGCUGUAAUACUGUUUUCUGAGAUUGCAUGUAAAGAUGAGAAGGAGUACAUGUGUCAAGUAGCAUAUGCACGUUCAAGUAGAAGUGGAACUGAAAAUUCUGGUGUUGCUCAUAUAAAUGUUAGAGCAUUUCAAAUACCAUGGCCAUGGACCUGUAUAUUGCGUGGUACCAGUUCGCUGACAUUGAAGAUAGAACAGCUAGAUAAUAAUGUGAUAGUUAGAUGUCAGAUUGUUAAUCAAGACGUACCAGAAAGAAGUUCAUACAAACAGACAGACCCCGUUAAUGUCUAUUAUAGCGUGAGAAAUGUACAAGUAACAAAAUCGUCCACCAAUCCCUUUUUCCCUGAAGGAGCAGGACCCAUAACUUUGAAAUGUACAUCAGAUGGAAAUCCUGCUGUAACAGAUUAUACUUGGUACAAAGAAUCCAAAUAUUAUGUGCCAAUAGGAACUGGUCCUACAUAUGUCAUCAAUAAUGUUGUAGUCACUGAAACAGAUACCUACAUAUGUGUGGCUCAAAACAAUUUUAAUGGACAGACAUUCAACAUGAAUAACUCUAUACACAUACAAAUAGAUUUAGCCACUACAGCUCACUAUACGUUAAUGCCAAUAACAAAUAUGGAAAGUACUAGUACCAUUUAUAAAACAUCCAGCAUGUACAUCGAAAAAGGUACAGAAACUAUAAAUGUUCAGAUGCAGGCAACACCUUCAGAUGGAAUUCUUGGACAGACUUAUUUACAGUUGAGAUGUUCGUAUUCUACAGUGACAGGAGAAUUUGUUACGGGUUUAAAUUUUCAGGCGAAAAUAAAUGGACAGUUUAAAAAUAUAGCCAUAUUUAACACUCCUGUUGUUCCACUAAAUGCAACCCUAACACCUGAUGGCAAUUAUUUAACAGACAGAGUGACACUUACCAACCCAACAUCAUCUUUGACAACUUCUGCUAUAAUGCAGUUUUCUCAGAUAGCCUGUGAAGAUGAGAAGGAGUACAUGUGUCAAGUAGCAUAUGUAAGCUCAUCAGGUCGAAUAAAUACUGCAUAUUCUGGUGUUGCUUAUAUAAAUGUUAAAGGUAAUCCAGAACAACCAGACAUUUUACCAUCCUAUGUACCAUCAGCUGGGAUAGAAGAAGGCAACAAUGUUGUCUUCACAUGUACGGGUGAUGUCGGUAAACCUCAAGGCAUGUUCAGAUGGGUGAGAUACAGACGUAACUCCAAUGAUGUUACUGUACAGGAAACACCAUAUGAAUCAAAAAUCACUACAGCAGCAGUGAUGCCAGGAACCUGUACAUACAAUGGUACCAGUUCACUAACACUAAAGAUGACACAAAUAGAUAAUAAUGCGGUAGUCAGAUGUCAGGUUGUUUAUCAAGACGUACCACAAGGAAGUUUAUACAAACAGACCUUCCCCAUUAAUGUUUACUAUAGUGUUAGGAAUGUACAAGUAACACAGUCUCCCAUCAAUCCAACAUUUGCCGAAGGAGCAGGACCCAUAACUCUGACAUGUACAUCAGAUGGCAAUCCUGCUUCAAUAAACAUAGAUUAUACUUGGCACAAAGAAUCCAACACCAGUGUGACGCUAGGAACUGGUCCUACAUAUGUCAUCAAUGAUGUUGUGGUUAAUGAAACAGAUAACUACAUAUGUGUGGUUAAAAACAGUUUUAAUGGACAAACAUAUAACAUGAAUAACUAUUUACGCAUACAGAUAGGUGAGUAA
Messenger RNA from Mytilus trossulus (common blue mussel), 1965 nucleotides. RefSeq lists its product as uncharacterized. NCBI's taxonomy places the organism in Eukaryota, Metazoa, Mollusca, Bivalvia, Mytilida, Mytilidae. The transcript has 7 exons. The coding region runs from base 1 to 1965 and encodes 654 amino acids. The record is from RefSeq and is a predicted model, not a curated record.